Messenger RNA from Vicia faba (fava bean), 1308 nucleotides. Lineage: Eukaryota; Viridiplantae; Streptophyta; Magnoliopsida; Fabales; Fabaceae. The record is from the annotation of a GenBank genome assembly.
AUGGUGGAAACAUUAUUGGGCCCCACAUUCCGUUACACAUUCCCAACUUCCAAUAGAAUCCUCCUUUCUUCUUCAAUGUCUCCCAAUCGUAAUCACCGUCGCUGUAACUCUAACCCUAACCCUAACCCUAACCUCCCUCAACCACAACCCGCUUUGCUCGUCUUCUCCGGUGGAACCGCCUUCAACGGCGUCGUUGAGGAUCUUAAAAACUUCACCACCCGUGUUGCUCAUGUUCUUCCGGUUUCUGACGAUGGUGGAAGCACUGCCGAGAUUGUUCGUGUUCUUGGUGGGCCUGCGGUUGGAGAUAUACGUUCUAGGUGUUUGAGAUUGUCUGAUCAAAGUACGGCGGAGGCCCUUGCUGUUCGGAAUUUGCUUGGUCAUCGUUUAUCACUUGAUGCUCUGCAAGCUAAAUCAGAAUGGUAUUCUAUUGUGGAAGGUGAUCAUGUUUUAUGGGAAGGUGUGUCAAAACCCUACAGGGAGACUAUUCGAGCUUUUCUGGUUUAUUUCCAAAAUCAGAUUCUCUGCCGGUCUGAAGGAGCAUUUUGUUUCAGCAAUGGCAGAUUAUGCAGCAUUGGAAAUUUCUUUUUUGCAGGAGCACGUAUAUUUUUUCAGUCCUUGGAUGCGGCAAUAUUUUUGUUUUCAAGAGUUUCUGAUAUUCCCCCUGAAAGCCUUGUUCUCCCAGUGAUUUCAACCAAUGACAGACUUACAUUAGGGUGUGAAUUAUUGGAUGGAACUAUUAUUCGGGGACAAAAUGAAAUUUCUCACCCAUCCGGUGGAACAACGGUACCUAUUAAGAAGGAAAGCUUUUCGGCUCCAGCUCUUCCUUCAAAAAUAAAACGGGUGUUCUACAUGUCAAGUGAGGGACAAAAUUUGCUCCAUGAGGUUUUUCCCUCACCUAAUGCAGCUGUCUUAGAACAACUAUACAAUGUCGAUUGCAUUGUGUAUGGCAUGGGUUCCCUUUUUACCUCAAUCUGCCCCUCAUUGGUAUUACUGGGAAUUGGGGAGAUUAUUUCUUCAAGGUCUUGCCUCAAGGUACUUAUGUUAAAUGGUACACAUGACCGGGAGACGAAUGGCUUUUCAGCAUCUUGUUUCGUAACUGCAAUUACCGAUGCUCUAAAUCGAACAUAUGGAGAAUCUUGCAACCGCUUACAGAAUAUUCCUAGUCAAUAUAUCAAUACCCUUUUGGUGCCAAGAAACAGUACAGUUUCUGUUGAUGUUGAGUGUUUGGCCGCCCAAGGAAUAUUUGAUGUGAUAGUUGUUGACUCCGUACUUGAUCCUAAAGUUAAUUGCUUAAUUGAAACCAGAUGA